Molecule: messenger RNA, 211 nt
Organism: Pseudophryne corroboree (corroboree frog)
Lineage: Eukaryota; Metazoa; Chordata; Amphibia; Anura; Myobatrachidae
Gene: ATP5F1E
Product: ATP synthase F1 subunit epsilon
Exons: 1
Coding region: 38-211 (57 amino acids)
Biological process (GO): proton motive force-driven mitochondrial ATP synthesis
Cellular component (GO): mitochondrial inner membrane
Molecular function (GO): proton-transporting ATP synthase activity, rotational mechanism
Source: RefSeq, a predicted model, not a curated record
UCUUCGGUCAGUAAACGGGUCCGUUGCUGCUAGAACCAUGGUGGCGUACUGGAGACAAGCCGGGCUCGGUUAUAUCCGCUACUCUCAGAUCUGCGCGCAGGCAGUGAGAGCGGCGCUGAAACCACAAUUUAAAGUAAAGGCAGAGAAGGUGGGGAUCAUGGACUGGACGCUGCUGACAAUGGAUGCCAGUCUCAGAGGCAGGGGGCAGUAG